AUUUAUAGGGAGGGCGGGCUGUAGUUGCGUGAUUGCUCAUCAACCCAGAGAAGGAAGACGAUGGAAUCGUCAUGGCUGAUGACAAAAGCACGCCCCUUUCGUCCCAAGUCGUACUGAGGGCGAGGAAUGCUUACUUCAUCUACUACUCAGAUUUUACCGCCCGGAACAACACUUCGAAAGCCAUGGCUAGACACGUACGGCGCUUCUUUAAUUUCGAUCCCUCUCGGUCAGAAACCUACGCAGCUCCUUGAAAUAAGACCCCACUCAGGUAGGAAAUAGAAUUUCGACGGGUACUUGCGGUGUUCAAAUCAUUUGACGGGACAACGAGACAGCCCGUCCUGAAUUUUGCCAAGCUCGAUAUUUCUUCCUCAACUCGCAACCGUCACCGCAACUUUGCGCAACAUUGUCAGAAUGACUGUCCCAGCUGAGCACCCUCUUCAGACCCCGCCACGGGCACCUUCUCCCCUUUACGGGUUUGGCACCCUGGCCGUUCAUGCUGGCGCGCCUCACGAUCCUACAACCGGUGCCGUCAUUGAACCCAUCUCGCUCUCUACAACAUUCGCGCAGCAUGGUGUCGGUAAGCCCGUGGGCGCAUACGAGUACUCCCGAAGCGCAAACCCCAACCGCGACAACUUCGAGCAGGCCGUCGCCGCCCUCGAGCAUGCCAAACACGCUCUCGCCUUUGCCAGCGGCAGCGCGGCCACGGCCACUAUUCUCCAGAGUUUGGCCUCCGGGUCGCAUGUCAUCAGCGUAAGCGAUGUCUACGGCGGCACUCACCGAUACUUCACACAGGUUGCAAAGGCGCAUGGAGUGAAGGUUACCUUCACGCCCCAGAUCGAGGUCGACAUCGCCGAACACAUCACCGAUAGCACGAAAUUGGUCUGGAUUGAGUCUCCUAGCAAUCCUACAUUACGAUUGGUGGACAUUCGCGCGGUCGCGACGGCGGCGCAUGCCAGGGGGGUCUUGGUGGUCGUGGACAACACAUUCCUCAGUCCCUAUAUACAGAACCCGUUGGAUCACGGCGCCGACAUCGUCGUCCACAGCGUCACAAAAUACAUCAACGGACACUCAGACGUCGUCAUGGGCUUGGCCGCAUUUAACUCGGAGGAUCUUAAGGCACGACUGUCCUUCCUGCAGAACGCCGGCGGAGCUGUUCCCUCCGCCUUUGACAGUUGGCUGGCGCACAGAGGUGUCAAGACGCUGCAUUUGAGAGUCCGGCAAUCAAGCAACAAUGCACUGGCGGUCGCAAAAGCGCUGGAGACCAGCCCUUACGUCGUCGCUGUCAACUAUCCCGGACUGGACUCCCACCCCCACCGCCACAUUGCCAUCAAGCAGCACCGCGAAGGCAUGGGCGGCGGUAUGCUCUCGUUCCGCAUUAAAGGCGGCCGCAUAGCAGCCGAGAGGUUCUGCCAGCUCACCAAGAUCUACACCCUGGCCGAGAGUUUAGGCGGCAUCGAGAGUCUGGUCGAACUGCCCAGCGGCAUGACGCACGCAGGCAUUCCAAAGGACCAGCGAGAAGCAGUCGGUGUUUUUGACGACCUAGUUCGGAUCAGCAGCGGUAUUGAGGAGGCUGAAGAUCUAGUGCGGGAUGUAGAGCAGGCUUUGGCCAGGGCCGUCUCCGAGAUAUCUUCAAACGGCGUCAACGGGUAUUCGGGAAACUAGAAAAGGAUGCAUUUGUGUAAAGGCGUGGUUGGACAUGCGCUUUGGGUCACACUAUAGGAGGACCAGCUCGUGGACCAGUCCUUUGAUAGAAUAUUGGGUUCUUUCGUUACGUACCGGCAUACAUGACCAAAUUUACUCAGCCUGCGUCGCGUUGUGUCAACUUCUAUUCAAAUGGUGUCGCUCAAAGGUAGGCUACGCUAGCUUGUCACCCUUUGGUAGCUGUUCUCCCGGCGCCCCUGAGCAGUAUCCAUCAUGUGAAUCUGUAUGGAAAAACAGCUAAACGAGCACAUUUUGGACUUUGUUCAAAUCCAGGCUGGACAGAAUUUCAAAUCAAGUGAGGUGGCGCGCCGUGGGGUGUAUU
Molecule: messenger RNA, 2023 nt
Organism: Pseudomassariella vexata
Lineage: Eukaryota; Fungi; Ascomycota; Sordariomycetes; Amphisphaeriales; Pseudomassariaceae
Product: putative cystathionine gamma-lyase
Exons: 2
Coding region: 412-1662 (416 amino acids)
Biological process (GO): transsulfuration
Cellular component (GO): cytoplasm
Molecular function (GO): pyridoxal phosphate binding; cystathionine gamma-lyase activity
Source: RefSeq, a predicted model, not a curated record